UGCAGCUCCCUCCAGUUUGAACAUGGCGGCCUCCCAGUGCUCCCAGUACUACCAGGAGAUGCAGGACAGCUUCAGGACCAACAACAAGAGCCGAGAGUUCCCGGCUCACACCGCCAAGGUGCACUCGGUGGCCUGGAGCUGCGACGGCCGGAGGCUGGCGUCCGGGUCCUUCGACAAGACCGCGUCCGUCUUCCUGCUGGAGAAGGACCGGCUGGUGAAGGAGAAUAACUACCGGGGUCACAGCGACAGCGUGGAUCAGCUCUGCUGGCAUCCGACCAACCCCGAUCUGUUCGUCACGGCGUCCGGAGACAAGACCAUCCGCAUCUGGGACGUCCGCACCACCAAGUGCAUCGCCACCGACAACACCAAAGGAGAGAACAUCAACAUCUGCUGGAGUCCUGACGGUCAGACCAUCGCCGUGGGGAACAAAGACGAUGUGGUGACCUUCAUCGACGCCAAGACGCAUCGCUCCAAGGCCGAGGAGCAGUUCAUCGAGAUCUCCUGGAACAACGACAACGACAUGUUCUUCCUCACCAACGGCAAUGUGUGUGUGCGCGUGCGCAGUUAUCCGGAGCUGAAGCCGAUCCAGUCCAUCAACGCUCACCCAUCCAACUGUAUCUGCAUCAAGUUCGACCCGACAGGAAAAUACUUUGCCACAGGAAGUGCCGACGCGCUGGUGAGCCUGUGGGACGUGGAGGAGCUGGUGUGUGUGCGCUGUUUCUCCAGGCUGGACUGGCCCGUGAGGACGCUGAGCUUCAGCCACGACGGCAGGAUGUUGGCCUCGGCCUCCGAGGAUCACUUCAUCGACAUUGCAGAGGUCGAGACGGGAGAGAAGCUGUGGGAGGUCCAGUGUGACUCCCCGACCUUCACCGUCGCCUGGCACCCAAAGAGGCCGCUGUUGGCGUACGCCUGCGACGACAAGGAGGGAAAAUACGACAACAACCGGGAGGCCGGCACCGUCAAACUGUUCGGACUCCCCAACGACUCCUGACGAGCUGAGAUCAAUAACCACGAUCAGUGUGAUCGAUUAUCUUCAUCGGUCUGAUGGAUUGUUCCGAUCAGUCGGAGGACAGGAAACAGAAUCUUCCUCAUUUCCUGUUUGAGUUUGCAGAUAUGACGUCAAGUCUGUGCCGUAAAAUAUAGUUUUUCUGUAAAAUAAUCUGUUUUUGAUAUUAAAGUGCGACUCUUUGUAAAA
Molecule: messenger RNA, 1195 nt
Organism: Plectropomus leopardus (leopard coralgrouper)
Lineage: Eukaryota; Metazoa; Chordata; Actinopteri; Perciformes; Serranidae
Source: RefSeq, a predicted model, not a curated record